UUUUACACUUUGGAGAGAGAAAGCAAAGGGAAUUUGGAAGUGGAAAUUCGUGUUCGUUCGAUGGAAUCCGCGAAGUGAGGAUCAAAAACAAACAUAGCAAAGAGAAUUUCGCUGAGAUCGCACUCAGAUUGAAUCAAUCGGAGUUUGAAAUUGAGGGGGUUCGUGGUCAAUGCUCUUGGACUCCCAACUUCAUAUUUCUUCAAUGGAAGGUGUAUCGCCGGACCAGGAAUCAGUGGGUUCUGGGACAAAAAGGUCUAGUGUAUCAUCUGGAAGCAAGUCUAGAAACCGAAAAGAGUUUCUUAACAGAUUCUUUGACAGUGAGAUUUUCACGACUAAACUUGAGGAUUGGUUUGAAGAAGUAUCAGAGAGUUCUAGAACCAAAAAGUCUGUUUUUGAUGUGCCAUUUGAGUUGAUUGAUUUACAGAAGUUUGACUAUGCCCUAGAAGGGAUUUCAUUUCAGCAGUUGAUUCGAAUGCCCAGUCCUAUUUAUGCUUCUGCAUCUGAUGGCGUGGAAGCAACUGCUUAUCUUGCUGUUGAGGAUUUUCUUCAUGCAAGUGUGAAAGGUUUGUGGGAGGCAUUUUGGAGUCAAGAUCAGCCCAUGCCUUUUAAUGUUGGUUGUUUAUACAGGGAUAAUUUAAAAUUUUACCAGGCUGAGAAGGCAAUUGCUACUGGGAAGAUUGAAGGUCUUUCAGCCACUGGCAUACUGCUGAAGAAUCCUCGACAUCCGCAUGGGAGGUGGGACCAAAUUCUUACACUUGCUGUACUGAGUCCUGAUAUUGGAAAUCUGGCUGCGGAUCGUGAGAGCUAUCCUUCGCUAUCUGUUUUAGGCGAGGCCCUUUUUUAUGCUAUCCGCAUGCUAUUGUCAAGAAGCUUGAGCAAAUCAAACUAUUUACCGAGUUUGAACUCUGUCUUUGUUCUUCUUGUCGAUUCACGGUAUGGAGGAGUUGUUAAAGUUGAAGGAGAUUUAAGUAGGUUGGAGUUUGAUCUGAAUAAUGUGUAUGAAUGUGCUGCUGAAUGGAUAAAAGGAUAUGCUACAAUAUCAGUUUCUCCAAUCGAUAGGAUCUGGAACGAGCUUGGCAAUGCAAACUGGGGAGAUAUUGGGGCAUUGCAAAUACUUUUUGCAACCUUCCAUUGUAUUAUGCAAUUUGCAGGAGUUCCCAAGCACUCGAUUGAAGAUCUAGCUGCUGAUCAUAGUUCUCGUUUGCAAACCAGAAGAGUGGAGAGGCAGUUGGGAGAUGUCAGAGUGAAUGGAAAUGGCUUGUUUAGGUUCCAGCAGCAAAGUGUUUCCCCUGAAAUUGUUGAAGUUCAGGAGGAUUCCAUCAAAGUGAAGUCUGAAGAGAUAGUAAAGUUGGACGUAGGGUCUGUUCUCUGGUUGGAGGAUUCCAAUUGGCAAAAAGGCUAUCAGAUUAAUGAACUCCUGACUUCUGGCGAGCUUCAAUUUUAUAUUGCUUCUCCUGUCGAAGAACCUGGAAAGAGUCAGUUUCUUUAUGUUGGAUCUCGAGUUUCUCAGCUAGAAGCAUGGGAAGAUAUGAACUUGUGGUAUCAAGUGCAGAGGCAGACCAGGGUGUUAACUGUAAUGAAACAGAAAGGUCUAUCUAGCAAGUACCUACCUCAGUUGAGUGCAUCUGGGAGGAUCAUUCAUCCCGGUCAGUGUCGUAGACCCAGCUCGGGUGGCAACUGUGAUCACCCUUGGUGUGGCACACCCAUUCUUGUUACCAGCCCAGUUGGUGAAACUGUAGCUGACAUGGUAAAUGGUGGUAGAUUUAAUUCUGAAGAAGCAUUAAAGUGCUGCCAUGACUGCUUGUCUGCACUCUCAACUGCUGCUUCAGCUGGAAUUCGACAUGGUGAUAUCAGGCCAGAGAAUGUGAUUUGUGUGAGAUCUGGUGUGAGACGGCCUUAUUUCGUUCUUAUUGGGUGGGGACAUGCGAUUCUCGAAGACAGGGACCGUCCUGCUUUGAAUCUUCACUUCUCGUCAACUUUUGCACUACAGGAAGGGAAACUCUGCUCUGCCUCUGAUGCAGAGAGCCUAGUUUAUAUGAUCUAUUAUGCCACUGGUGGUGCUUUUCCCGAACUGGACUCUGUUGAGGGGGCGCUAUUGUGGAGGGAGACCUCUUGGUCUAGAAGGUCAAUUCAGCAGAAGCUCGGUGACAUGUCAACGGUAUUGAAAGCAUUUGCCGACUAUGUCGAUAGUCUAUGUGGAACACCAUAUCCAAUGGACUACAACAUCUGGUUAAGAAGGUUGAAGAGAAAUAUUCACGAUGAAGACCCGGGGAAGGAAAUCGAUACGUCAGGCUAGGUCUCUUUUGUUAGCUAUGUUGUAUAAAAUUGCUACUCUAUCCCCUGACAUCCUCUUUUUCCAACUGUGAGUAUGCAUUUUUGGUUGGAGAAGACUGGAUGCUGCAGGUAAGUUGAUGGCUCAAUUACAUUCACAAGGUUCAAAAUUUUGGACUCAAUGCUGGCUACUAUGAAGGAAUGUUCCCAUCAGCUAGUCAUCUUUGGUUUGUUUUCGAGCUCAGGCACUCUUCAAAUAUCUUCUUUCGAGUGUGUUGAAUUGACCAAAAAAUAUAUUGAUAAAGAUACACCUAACAAGAUUGCACUGCUCUUAACCUCCACUACCGUUGGUUGAUGUGGGGACAAGUGCAGUGAUGACGAUAAUCGACGCUGAUUUAUAACUGUGUGACCAAGGUAGAUGCAAUGAUGUCUCUGGGUAGUUGCUUAGGUAAAAAUAGAAUUUAGUAUUGAAUUUGGUGUGAAGGGUACAUUUGUAUAUGUGUGUCUUUGGCUGUUACUUGGGGUUUGUGAUUAUGUUGAUUAAUGUGUAUUUGUUUGGUCGUUUGGGUUAGUGUUCCCUUAAAUAGUAAGAAUCCAGGAAAAGAAAAAGUUGGAGGUUUAUGUUGUUGAAGAGUACAAAAUUCAAAAGAAACUUGUAGUUUGUAUGGAUAAAGCUUAUUGGACUCCUCAUUCUACUCUGUGUGUGUAUGUAUAUUUUUGGUUCAAUUAAUAAAAUCUGCCAAAUAAUUGCAGCCUGA
Molecule: messenger RNA, 3029 nt
Organism: Benincasa hispida (wax gourd)
Lineage: Eukaryota; Viridiplantae; Streptophyta; Magnoliopsida; Cucurbitales; Cucurbitaceae
Source: RefSeq, a predicted model, not a curated record